This is a messenger RNA of Alexandromys fortis (reed vole), 1255 nucleotides long. RefSeq names its product interferon-inducible GTPase 1-like. The record is from RefSeq and is a predicted model, not a curated record. Gene Ontology annotation, molecular function: GTPase activity; GTP binding. The transcript has a single exon. NCBI's taxonomy places the organism in Eukaryota, Metazoa, Chordata, Mammalia, Rodentia, Cricetidae. Gene Ontology annotation, cellular component: endoplasmic reticulum membrane. Gene Ontology annotation, biological process: defense response; cellular response to interferon-beta. The coding region runs from base 6 to 1247 and encodes 413 amino acids.
CAGUCAUGGGUCAGUGCACCUCUGAUACAUCUAAGGAUGAAGACCUUGGAAAUUUGGAGUCCAGCUUCGCUAACUAUUUAAUGACGAUUAAGACAGAAAGCAAGAUAAUUUCGCAGGAAACCAUUCAUUCAGUAGAAUCUCAAAUGAAAGAAGGAAACCUUCAGAGGGCACAUUCCAUAAUCGGUGAUGCAUUAAGAGAUAUUGAUAAUGCCACAAUCAACAUUGCUGUGACUGGAGAGUCUGGAGCAGGGAAGUCCAGCUUCAUCAAUGCCCUGAGAGGGGUGGGACCUAAAGAUGAAGAUGCAGCUGAAGUUGGGGUAACAGAGACAACUAUUAAAAGAGCUCCAUACAAACACCCCAAAAUUAGAACUUUGACUCUAUGGGACCUGCCUGGCAUUGGAACUAUGAACUUUCCGCCAGAAGAGUAUCUGGAGAAAGUGAAAUUCCAAGAGUAUGACUUCUUCAUUAUUGUUUCUGCCUCACGUUUUACAAAACAUGAACUAGACCUUGCCAAAGCAAUCAUAUUCAUGAAAAGGAAUUACUACAUUGUGAGAACCAAGGUAGACACUGAUUUACAAAAUGAGGAGAAAAAUGAACCAAGUACCUUUGACAGAGAAAAGACCCUGCAGAAGAUCAGAAGUUCCUAUGUGAACACCUUUUCUCAAUAUGAGAUGGAUGUACCACAGAUUUUCUUGAUUUCUAACAGAGAUGUAUCAGACUAUGAUUUUCCAGUCCUGAUGGACACCCUGAUAAAGAAUCUUCCUAAUGAAAAGCGCCACAAUUUUAUGCUUUCCUUGCCUAAUAUCACAGAGGCAGCUAUUGACAGAAAACGUGAAUCUAUGCGGCAGUUUAUCUGGUUGGAAGCCUGCAAGGCUGGAGCAGUGGCUACUAUGCCUUUAGUGGGCCUCUUCAGGGAUGAGAAGGAGAGGCUGAAAGUGAAGUUAAACCGCUAUCGAGACCUCUUUGGAGUGGACGACACCUCUCUGGAAGCCAUUGCUAAGAAUUCCCAAGUGCCUGUUGAACAACUGAAAAAAAUCCUUAAAUCUCCUUAUUUGUUGGAAACUGAGAAAGAAAAAACAUUAGAAAAAUUAGCUUCGGAAACUUUGGAUUUAUUUGCCUCAGCUACUGGUGGGCCUCUUGGUGCUGGUGUCUUCUUUAGGAAAACCAUUUACUUUCAACAUCUUUUCCUUGACACAGUGACUGAAGAUGCCAAAGUUCUUCUUACAAAGACAUAUUCGAAAGUCUAGUUGAAACU